AUGGCCAAGUUGCCGCCCAACAAUCCUCAUGCUCCAGUCUCACUGUCAGAAUAUCAACGUUCGCCAUUUAUUUGCAACGUGACAAAAUCCAUUCAGCGAGGUGAAAUGCCAAAGACUACCCAACAAUUCACCCAUGGCGACUACACCGUCGGAUGGAUAUGUGCUCUGCCAGAAACUGACUUGGUGGCUUCAGCGGCCAUGUUGGAUGAAGAGCACCCAACGCUUCCAGCGGCGGAUCCUCAAGACGCGAACUCCUACCUUCUUGGCCAUAUCGGUGAAUGUAGCGAGGAUGAGGAAGGUUCGGAUGAUGAGACGAAAGAUACACAAGAUCUGCGACUUUGGGAUGUGGUGGUCAGUUUGCAUUCGAAGCCAGCCGAAGCUAUCGUGCAAUAUGAUUUCGGCAAGUCAUUGCAGGGAAAGGAGGUCGUUCAUACUGGGGGUAAACUGAACAAACCCCCAGGCAUCCUCCUGAGUGCUGUUGGUCGACUCCAGGCCCAGCAUGCAUUGAAGGGUCACGGGAUCUCCGAGCUGCUGAUCAAAAUGAGGUCGGACUAUCCGGCAAGCACUGCAAAGUUCCAGACGGUAUUAUGUGCUUUGAGAUGGAGGCUGCUGGCUUAA
This is a messenger RNA of Aspergillus oryzae RIB40, 618 nucleotides long. RefSeq lists its product as uncharacterized. Gene Ontology annotation, molecular function: catalytic activity. Bases 1 to 618 code for a protein of 205 amino acids. The record is from RefSeq and is a predicted model, not a curated record. The transcript is spliced from 3 exons. NCBI's taxonomy places the organism in Eukaryota, Fungi, Ascomycota, Eurotiomycetes, Eurotiales, Aspergillaceae. Gene Ontology annotation, biological process: nucleoside metabolic process.